Molecule: messenger RNA, 1503 nt
Organism: Pyricularia pennisetigena
Lineage: Eukaryota; Fungi; Ascomycota; Sordariomycetes; Magnaporthales; Pyriculariaceae
Exons: 5
Coding region: 1-1503 (500 amino acids)
Cellular component (GO): membrane
Molecular function (GO): sucrose:proton symporter activity
Source: RefSeq, a predicted model, not a curated record
AUGUCUCCAAAUCCAUUGAUCAACUCCUCUGAGAGUAUACCACUUUGCGACUUUGAUGAGUCAUCAGAUUUGGACGGGUUGGUCACCCAAGAUGCCGAAAAGCAACCAAUCAAGCAUCGGAGCCGGCUUUAUAUCGUCUGCCUUAAUCUGGGCAUGGCCGGUGUCCAGGUCGCGUUUUCCAUACAGUUUGCGAGUGCCACGCAAUACUUUAAAUCCAUAGGCAUAAGCCAGGUCGCAGCUACACUGCUUUGGCUGAUACCCCCAAUCUGCGGCUCUCUUCUGCAGCCGCUCUUCGGCAGAUGGAGCGACGCCUACGGAAAGCGGAAGCCAUUUAUAAUGGCCGGAGCCAUGGGCAUCAUUGUUUCCCUGCUAGGCUACGCCUGGGGCCCUGACCUGGCAGUCCUGCUUUCUCCUUCUUCGGCCGCGACCCUGUCGCAGCUGCUGGUUCCUUUCUUCUUUCUCACGCUCAACGUUGCCGUGCAGCCGGUGCAGACGGGCCUGCGUGCCCUGGUGGUGGAUAAGUGCGAUGCUGCCCAGCAAGCCGAGGCGACGGCGUGGGCCAGCCGCAUCAGCUUCUUGGCGAGCAUGGCGUGCUACCUAGCUGCAUCGCGCGACUUGGCGGACGGCUUGCCCGGCAAGAUGAACCAGCUCCAGGCGUUGGUAAGCCUGGCCAUCGUCAUGGUUGUCGUCUCUGUAAGCGUCACGUGUUCUGUCGCGUCUGAGGGCGCCGAGUCGAGAGCUCCGCGGCCGCCCAAGGCUAGGGAAGGCAUUAUGGCCAUUUGGACGCUGUUGUCUCCUCGCCUGCGUCGCAUAUACAUUGCACAGUUUUUUUCUUGGUUUGCCUGGUUUCCAAUUCUUGUCCAGAUAUCAAGCUAUAUAAACACGCUCGCCUGUGCGGCUGAGCCCACUGCUCGCCGCGAGGAAAGCAAGUGCGAGUCGGCAGGUGCAUCCGCUCUCUUCGACCAAGCAUGCGUGGCGCUCGUCAUGUCAGUCACGCUACCGCCUCUGAUUGAGCUUGUCGCUUCUCUCACCCAAAAAGGCCAAACCCCCGAGUCCCUGCGCGGCUUGGACCCAGACUACCGGUCUCGGCCGGGGUUGCGAGUCGGUCGGAUGGUCUGGCUAGCCUCGCAGGUUCUUGUUUCCGUCUUGCUGCUGUCCAUGACAGCUCUCAAGUCCGCGAGGGUUGCGAUCCUGGCAACGGCCGUCUCCGGAGCCUGCUGGUGCGUCACGCAGUGGCUACCCUUCACCCUCGCCAACGAGGAGGUGAUCCAGAUCGAGCGGAGGAGGAGGACGGCCGGGCUGGGAUCGCGCACGGGGUUGCUGCUUGGUGCCCACAACAUAUUUAUAGCCGCGCCCCAGGUCCUCGCCACUGUCUUCUCCAGCGUGCUGUUCCAGCUUCUCGAUCUCGCUGGGGAAACUGACCGGUCGAACCAGAUUGUGGGGGUGUUUGGGGCGAGCAUAGCUUCGUCCUUGGUGGCUGCGAUUUUGAUUUCGAGGCUAUAG